This is a messenger RNA of Populus euphratica (Euphrates poplar), 1095 nucleotides long. RefSeq names its product transcription repressor OFP17-like. The record is from RefSeq and is a predicted model, not a curated record. NCBI's taxonomy places the organism in Eukaryota, Viridiplantae, Streptophyta, Magnoliopsida, Malpighiales, Salicaceae. Gene Ontology annotation, biological process: negative regulation of DNA-templated transcription. The coding region runs from base 422 to 979 and encodes 185 amino acids. The transcript has a single exon.
AAGAUGAGGUUGCAUAUGUGGUAAACAUGCCUUCCACUUCUGGCCUUGCUAGCCAUCUGAAAACCACAAUGGGAUCGUAUUAGUUGGUAGAUUAUUCACAAAUUGGAAGACUAGGACCCCUUUUAAUUUAAUGGAACUUUGCCUCCAAUGAUAAACGUCUCCCUACGACUCUUCUCCACAUCAAGAUUCUUGUCAGCUUCAUGGUGUGCCACUCUCCUUCAUCAGGACAUGAACCCUAAUAUAACAAAGAGAAGCACGAAGGGCAUAACUAACCACUUAUUGUAUCCAUUUUCUGCGAACUCUCUCUCUCUGCGAUGAUAUGCCUUUCCUACCUCUUUCCUUAAACUAAUUAGAAGCACUAAAAGCCAGCAUCCUGUUCCAUUUCUUCAACAACAAUCUAGCUGCAAUCAUUAGAGAUUAAAUGAAAGCAUUAGCUGUCUUCAGAUCCAAGCUUUUUAGUCCAUGCAAGAAACUACUGUUAUUCUUCAGAUUCAAGCUCAGAAGACCUGUCUUUAUAAGAGGUCUUCAACUUCGUCGUCGCAGCAAGAAACCCAGAAAAGCUCCUAAAAAGAAUCGAGUUCUUAAUUCUUUACUCUGCGUUUUUCAUCCUCUUAGGAAGUCGAGAAAGACGGACAGAGUUUCGGAACUUAGGAGCGUCUCAGAACAGGAGUGUGAAAGAAUGCUCUUUCCAUCACCUCUUACACCAGCUUAUAUCAAGGCCAGUUUGGAAAAGAAAAGGCAAACCUUCGGUGAUGAAGAUGUAGAAGAUGCGUGCAGAAGUUUCGAGAACUAUUUGGUAGAGAUGAUGGUUGAAGAGGGGCAAGUGAGGGAUUUAAUGGACGUGGAAGAGCUAUUGUAUUGCUGGAAAAACCUGAAGUGUCCCGUCUUCAUUGAUUUGGUCGGUAGAUUCUAUGGAGAGCUAUGCAAGGACUUGUUCUCUCCCGAUGACGCCAGCACUGACAUAAAUAGUCCCAAGUGAUUCUGCAACUAGUGUCACGGUCCCUGUCUUCCCCUCAAUCCUUCUCUUCUAAUCUCUCUGUUGAAUCUUUGUAAUGUUAGUAGUAAAUAUGAAAGGAAUAAAGCCCAUUGUUGAAU